Messenger RNA from Caretta caretta (loggerhead turtle), 1450 nucleotides. RefSeq names its product transcription factor 23 (gene TCF23). Gene Ontology annotation, molecular function: RNA polymerase II transcription regulatory region sequence-specific DNA binding; DNA-binding transcription factor activity, RNA polymerase II-specific; protein dimerization activity. The record is from RefSeq and is a predicted model, not a curated record. NCBI's taxonomy places the organism in Eukaryota, Metazoa, Chordata, Testudines, Cheloniidae. Gene Ontology annotation, biological process: developmental process; regulation of transcription by RNA polymerase II.
GGAGCGAGCGCUGUGGGGUACUCCCAGCAGCUCCCCGCAGGCAGGGCACCCGGCACGCAGCACCUCCCAGUUCUCCCCAGGACCCCUCGCCUGGCCAGCACAGCCGCCCAGACCUGCCGAUGGGAGCAGGCUGGCCCGGGGACUAGCAGCACCGCUGCGCUGGGCAUGGCCGAGAGCACCUUUGCAGGAGUGGAAGGGAAGCGAAUGGCUGGCCAGGGGCCGGCGACGUGCACACCCAGGCCAGCCUCUGCCCCGGCUGGCGGGAAGAUGAGAGGCAGCCCAAGCUCACCAAGGCUCCCCCCGGGCUGGAGGAGAGCAAGCCAGCGAGAGGUGGGCAGCAGCCAGGGAGCCACCAACACGCCCAGCCGGUGGCACAGCGCAACGGGGACCCUCCCAGCUGCAGGCAGGGGCCAUGCCAGCUGUGCUCUGCCCAGAGGGAGUGCAGGGAAGCUGUGCCCCGAGAAUGCAGCCCGGGAGCGCAGCCGCGUGCGGACCCUGCGCCAGGCCUUCCUGGCACUCCAGGCUGCACUACCCUCAGUCCCACCAGACACCAAGCUCUCCAAGCUGGACGUGCUCGUCCUGGCCACCAGCUACAUCGCCCACCUGACCCACACCUUGCACCAGGGCCAGCAGCCCCCCGAGGCAGCCCCACUGGCGAGGGCGCCCAGCUUCCUGCACCCCAUGAAGAAAUGGCCCAUGCGGUCCCGUCUCUACGCUGGAGCCUGGGGAGCGGAUGUUGCUGACCUGCCUGCAGCUGCCCCCGCAGCCCCCAGCAGCAGGAUGAGGAGGGGCUGCGAGGGGGGCAGCCCGGAGGCCAGCAGGGCAGCCCUGUGACACCUCCCAGCCUGCAACCCAGGGCUCCGGCUUCCUGCAUGGAACCGAGCCCGGGGCUGGCCGAGCCGGCUGCCUGCGCCCCAAGGGACCCCAGCACUCUGCAGGGUUGGCCCGGACUCGCCUCAUCUCUGAUCUCCCAGACCCCUGGCAGCAGCAGCCAAGUGCACCGGACCUGGCUGCCCCGGCUGGCACCGCCUCCUCUCACUGGCUCCAGCCCUCCUCGGGGUCUCUGCUGGCCCCGUUGCCACAGCUCUCAGCCUACCCAACCAUGGCCAUCAAUGGAACGCAGGCAAUGGACUGAUCCCCUCCCUGCGGGGAGACAGCUGGGCUCCCAGGCCGAGAGGAAGAGGAGGGAAGAGAUGGGGGAGGAGGAAGGCCUCAGGCCAGAAAGCAGGUGGGAGCCACAUCACAGCGUGCCCUGCCCAGCCCUUGCCAUGGUCCUCAACCCACAUUCCAGCCCACGCUGUGUGAUCCGGGUUUGACGGGCAGCACGGUCUCGUCCUGGGCAUCUGGACUCCUGGGUUCUGUUCUCACGGAUGCAGCUGGUAGCCUUGGCCGGAUCGCCGGAGCAUGUAGGGAUGGGAUCCGAGCCAGGAGCCACCUCGCCCGUAGUCCC